CCCACUACCUGUUUUUUUCUCCACGUGAAAAUUAAACCUUCUAUUAUUAUUAAUAUCAACAUAAUAAAAUAGUCUAUGAACAAUUUAAAAUCUAGCUGAAAACCGACUUGUCUUUGUCUGAAAGGGUGCUGAAAGUUUAUGUCUACGUGUACACACCAUGAUGUGUACAGUCAGCUUUUAUAUUUUUGCUGACUAGUCCCCAAAUAUAUGGUUGGUAUAGGCUUAGAGUUGAAGUCACUCCAUGCAUUAAUACGACCAAUUAAACUACGAUCCCUACAAUAUACGUAAAACCAGUUCAUGGUUUGGGAUUUAAGAAACAUGACACGUAUUACAAGACCAAUCCAGCUGGAUCAAUCAUUGUUUUGCUUAGCUGGCUCCUGAUGAUUCAUCUUUACUUCAGUUCUCUUUUAAGUUGGUUAUACGUAUACCGAAAAAAAAUACAACAACUCAACUAGUAGUGUAGCAUAAGACAAAGGAAUGAGUGAAAGGAACAAAAAAGGGUCUUCUCCAUGCAAAAUCAUGCAACAAUGAUAGGAAAGUAUACAAGGCAAGUUUGUUAUUUGCUUUCUAUAGCUACAAUUGUAAUACAUGUCUAAUGUUGAUUAAUUUGUAUUCCUAUCUUUAUGAUUUUAUAGGUGGUCACAGAUAGCGGCUCGUCUGCCAGGGAGGACGGACAACGAGAUUAAGAACUUUUGGAACUCGACCAUCAAGAAGAGAAUAAAGAACAUGUCCUCCUCGGCCACGACGUCGCCCAACACGAGCGACUCGUCGUCCGAGCUGCCGAGCAAAGACAGUGGAGGGCUGGUGGGCGCGGGCGGUUUCAUGUCGCCAAUGUUCAUGGACGUGGUCGUGCCAUCCCUGACGUCGACAAACUCAUCCACCUCGUCAUCGUCCAUGGCUCUGAACGCUGGCAACCACAUGAUCGACUCGUUGCAGAUCCACAUCGACCACCACCAUCAGGGUCUGAUGAACAUGUAUGGUGGUGCGAACGGGUACUUUGGUGGUGUUGGUCAGAAUGAGAUGCCUGCUCUCAGUUUCAGAGGGGAUCGGAUGAUCGGUUCGUAUGGGUUAGGGCAAGGGGGGAUGUUUGCAGGAGGAGGACUUGGUAGUGGGAUGGAUAAGGAGCUUCAAGUCCCACCAUUGGAGAGCAUAAGCAUGGAGGAGAAUAAUGGUCCCAAUAACAACAUAGUCAUAAGUAGCAACUUGAACAAUAAGUACCCUUUUGUGAAUAGUAACAACAUUAAGGGGGAGAGUAACCACCACAACAACAAUAAUCAUCAUCAUAGUAACAACUUGGGAGGAGGAGGGGUGGAUAACACUAAUAAUCUUGGCAACUUUUGGCAAGGAGAAGACCAACUCAAAGUUGGGGAGUGGGAUUUCGAGGAGCUCAUGAAAGAUGUUUCCUCCUUCCCCUUUCUUGACUUCCAAGUCGAAUAGUACAUCAAAAUAAGCAAGAAGAACAAGAAGAAGAAGACAAAGACCAGCUUAAGGUUGGGUGGGGCGGCUUGUAGAGUAUCCACGUACAAUUCCUUUCGAAUCACAAUUGUUUUUUUUUCUUCUUCUCUCGAUGUAUACAUAUAUUCUUAAUCGUCUCUUGUCUUUCUCUAGAAAUAUAGGAAAAGAGGCAAAGUUUUCUUUCUUUCUUUCUUGUGUAUAGUUGAGUCGUCAGAAGAUGAAAGUAAGUACUUGAUACCAAACUUUUGUUAAGGUUGUAAUAAUGAUGGCGAUGGAGGUAGCACAAUGUUGUUGGUGACAUGGUACAUAAUCUUCAACGUUUGUGUUGUUGGUAGAAGAAUCUUGGAUGGAGAUUUGUGAAGACUUCCUGGGGGAGAGAAUAAUUAGGUUGGUUAUUGUUAGGUUCAUAUAAAGAUGUAUCAUGUGGAAAAUCAUAUGUACAAAACGUGACAAUUUUACUAUAUUGUCACGUUGUAUACUAUUGCAUUUCGAUAUUCUUUAGUUUUGUGUUUGGAUUGUAUGGUUUUAGCGAUUCGAAUGAAUCUUAAAUUAUAACACAAGAAGCUAACAAAAUUUUGCUUCUGAUGUGCUAACAUUGACAAAGAUAAGAUCAUUAUGGAUAAGCUUAUAUUGAUGCAAGCAGAUAACCAACCCGUAACAACAUAACUAAUAUAAUAAGUAUAUAUAAUUCGGGUAUAGACUAUAGUUCGAAAGAGCAUAACAAAAACCUCAAGAGAAUAAUAAAAAAAAUAUCUUAUUACCUAUCACAUAGCCAACAAAACACCUUCAAAGUAUCAUAGCUAUAGCUAUUGUACCUCAAAGGUGAAAAACACGGAAUUUGUCUAGUAGUAUUAUUGCCGAUUUACAAUUUUGGGGUCCUAGUAAUAUUCAGGAAGUGUUAAUUCCUUUUUACUGAGGUAAACAUUGAAUCAAAUGACCAUUUGAUGAGGUGAAAUGAGGGUGAAAAGAUGUGGCCACUUGAGGGACAACACGCAAGUCAUCCAUAAUUAGUCAUUGCGCAUUUUUGUCACCUUGCUUUAAUUGCAAAUAAUUAGUGCAUCCCCUUCUCACUCAUUCUCUCUCCAUGCAAUGUUCAUUAUGUUAAUUAAUGGUCUUUAAUUACUUUCGUCAGUUAGUUAGGGUAGCUAAAAUGUCUACAAAUGAUGAUCAUGAUUACGAUUAUUAGUUAUAACCAUCUCUUCAUUCAUAGCUACACCCUUUCAUUCUUUUGACUUUUUACUUGCUAUAACUAUAUCUAAACGUAUAAUAGUUUAAAGUCAAGUUGAGUGAGAGCAGGGAUAGGAAUGAAGGCAGGAUUCCGAAUGAGCACGGUCUACAAAAAAAAACCCACAUACAUCAACUUUCGAGAAUUGAAGAGAAGGUAUCAAAUAGUUGGGUGAUCAAAAGAAGCUGGGAGAGAGAAGAGUGGGAAGCAAGGUUGUCAACUAGCGGGACGACUCUCGGGUCGACGCACUUUGACUCUGACCCGAUGAGAAAAACGGGUCGCACGCACCCGUCGGGUCGACCGUUAUAAGGUAUCGGGUUGUAUGUCAAAUUGUGUCAUUUUUUUUGGUUUGCGAAAUGCGCCUGUUUUUCGAUUUUUCUUUUCACCUAACUCAAUCUUUGGAAUCCUUAGUUGAACAUUUGAAUAUUGAUGUUGUAUAAGUGUGUGUGAAUUUUUACUAUAUGUUGGAUCUAAGUACGACAUGUUACUUUGGUGUGAUGUUAUAUGUUAUUACUUAUAUGUUAGAUGAGAUUUGAUAUAAUUUAUCAGGAUAAGUGCAAUAUAAUGACUCUUUUCAU
Molecule: messenger RNA, 3258 nt
Organism: Linum trigynum
Lineage: Eukaryota; Viridiplantae; Streptophyta; Magnoliopsida; Malpighiales; Linaceae
Source: the annotation of a GenBank genome assembly